CGACAGUGUGGUGCGUUUACGGCCUGCCAUGAUAAUUGCUUUGAUAGAGGUAAACAAGCGAGCUCUGCGUGUUUCCCUGCUUCGAAAGUGGGAAUCUCAAAAAGCGAGUGACAAUGCUCCUCCAAAAUCGAGCUGUGUUUGCGCUUGGUCUGCGCAUGUGCUCCACUAGCGUGACCACGAGAGGACCCUUGACAGACACAGCAAGGCCCAACUCAGACAUGUCUGAAUUCCGCAAGGUGUUUUCCAAAGCCAAGCACAUAGCAAUCAUCACGGGGGCAGGUGUGAGUGCAGAGAGCGGAGUACCAACCUUCAGGGGAGAAAAUGAGAAGUGGAGGAAGUGGCAAUCUCAGGAUCUGGCGACUCCAGAGGCCUUCUCUCGCAACCCGUCUCGGGUCUGGGAGUUCUACCAUUACAGAAGGGAGCUGGCUUUGAACAAGAAGCCCAGUGCUGCCCAUCUGGCUAUAGCGGAGUGUGAGGCCCGGCUGAGGAAGCAGGGACGCUCCGUGGUUGUCAUCACCCAGUGCACAGAUGACCUCCACCGGCAGGCCGGGUCCAAACAUGUGCUCAAGGUUCAUGGCAGUCUGAUGGAGACGCGCUGUGUGAGCUGUGGAGAAGUGACCGUGAACAAACGAAGCCCCAUAUGUGCUGCCCUAAAGGACAAAGGUGCACCUGACCCAGAUGUUGCUGAUGCCCAGAUUCCUGUGGAUAAACUGCCAAGGUGUAGCGAAAGCGGCUGCCACGGUCUGCUGAGGCCCAAUGUUGUGUUUUUCGGAGAAACUCUGGAUUCUCACAUCCUUACCAAGGUGGAAAAGGAGAUGGAAAUCUGCGACCUCUGCCUAGUGGUGGGCACAUCUUCAAUUGUUUACCCCGCAGCCAUGUUUGGCCCACAGAUUGCGUCCAGGGGCGUCCCAGUGGCAGAAUUCAAUACACAAACGACACCAAAAACGGAGUACUUCACGUACCAUUUCCAGGGCCGAUGUGGGACUACGCUGCCUCCAGCUUUGGCGCGACAUGAGUCAGAGGUUAUUUAAGAGCCACAGGAAUUACUUUCCUCACAGCAACCAGUGGCUUCUUCUGCAGACUAAUGCUUUCCAAGGCUGGGGCUGCGGUGUUUCGUAGCAGUUUUUUUUUAAUUCCAAAUAUUUGCCUUAAAAUCACUUCAGCUGUUGAUGCUGGUAGACGGAAAGUUUACCAGAAUUAAGCUUUUUAAGGCUUUGAGAUGGACCUCUUAAUACUUGAAUAUAUCUCGCUAAACUGGAAAUGGAAUAUUGUGUGAUUUAAAUAUUGUCUGCUUAGAGUUAGGUAGGAACUAUGCAGCUUGGUGUAAGAAAAGAAAAUGCACUAUGUAUGUUGUCAUUCUCAUAUAGGACAAAUAUCUCCUCAGAUAUUUGUGGGUAUUGUUAUUCAUUCUUGGGUAUUAGAUGCUGGUGAUGGACUGUCAUACUCUGGAUACACCGUGCUCUAAAAUGAUGCUGUAGAUGAGAACGGUGGAAAAUAUUCCUCUUUUCUCUUUCCACCAAAUGAACAGGUGUACAGAGCGUAAUGUAAUCAUGUGCCUUUCAAAAUUGUUUACACAACCUUGACCAAAUGCUCGCUUUAAACCUCAAGUGCAAGUCAACCAAUGUUACAGAGAUUUAGCCAAGUGUGCACAGUUUGCUUUUGACCAAGGACGGUGAGGGUAGGGAGAGAGAGAGAGAAAGAGGGGAAACCUUUUUAAUGUAGCCUGAAUCAGCAUCAUUUCCCUCUCAUGAGGUUUGACUGUGUUUAUUAUGACAUCAGUGCAGUUACAUGUCAUGGAUUAUUCAUGAUACAGCUGAUACAUUUUUACAAAUUUCAGUGUCUAUUAAAAAAUGAAUUCAUAUAAAUAAAUAGAUAAAUAAAUAGAAGGAGAGACAUACUGUAGCACUGUGGAAGUACAUUGUCUAAAAACAAAAGUAAAUCUGCAAUAUGUUAAAUAACAUGAUUUUCUGUUUUUUAACAACUUUUCGCUCAUAAACUUCAAUUUCUUAUGAUGUAUCCUAUUAUUGCAGUUAUACAGAUUAUUAAAACACUAAACAUA
Messenger RNA from Chelmon rostratus (copperband butterflyfish), 2059 nucleotides. Its product is annotated as NAD-dependent protein deacylase sirtuin-5, mitochondrial-like. Bases 114 to 1031 code for a protein of 305 amino acids. The transcript is spliced from 9 exons. The record is from RefSeq and is a predicted model, not a curated record. Gene Ontology annotation, molecular function: NAD+ binding; protein-succinyllysine desuccinylase activity; protein-malonyllysine demalonylase activity. Lineage: Eukaryota; Metazoa; Chordata; Actinopteri; Chaetodontiformes; Chaetodontidae.